Molecule: messenger RNA, 523 nt
Organism: Pseudomyrmex gracilis
Lineage: Eukaryota; Metazoa; Arthropoda; Insecta; Hymenoptera; Formicidae
Exons: 6
Coding region: 86-523 (145 amino acids)
Source: RefSeq, a predicted model, not a curated record
CGUUCCAGAGCUCGGUGAAACACCAAAUCGAUUCGCAGAGAUCUCGGAGUAUUUGACCGUUAUUGUAUAUUGCGCAAAAUAAAAAAUGGAGAAUAUUGAAAAAAAAUCGCCAAAGAGUAAAAAGAUGCCAAAAACACAAAAGUCGCCAAAAACACAAAAGUCGCCAAAAACACAAAAGUCGCCAAAAACACAAAAGUCAGAAGAGAUGGCAGAACCAUCAACAUCACAAAUGAAAACAUCGCCGUCAUUAUCAACGACUACAAUAAGAUCACCACUAAAGUCAAAUGUAUCAUCGCUUCGAGAAAAGAAAUCUUCUUCUGUUAAAAGCCCGCCAAAACAAAAGUUAGUAGAACUGGAAAAUACCCCACCAAUUGAGUCUCCACCAGACAAAUCUCGUCCAAAGAUAACGCCAAGACAAAUAAAGUACGAAGAGGAAGGCACUUCAGGGAAAUCUGUAAGGACUUCGCAAACAAAAAAAAAACUGGACGAUAAGUCACCACUUUCAGACUUCAACAAACAUUAA